AUGAACCGACUCCACACCGACCUCGCCCCUCUCCACGUCUCCAUCCACGCCGGCGGCUUUAUGGGCGGUAUCCCUGAAUACAAUGCCGCCUUUGCCUCUCUCCUAUCCUCCCUCACCGGUGCCGUCAUCGUCCUUCCCUCCUACCGCUUCGCGCCGUUGCACCCUUUCCCCGCCGCCAUUGACGACAUCGACGACGUGCUCGCCUGGCUCCGCUCCAAUGCCUCUCAGCGCCUCGGCGCCGACCCAUCCCUCCUCACCAUCAGCGGCUUCAGCGCCGGUGCGAAUCUCGCUCUCGCGGCGACCCAGCAGCAGCAAGAGCAGAAGUCCGACCCCACCAACAUCAAAGCGGCCGUAACCUUCUACGCCCCCAUCGACCUCCGCCUCCCGCCGCACGAAAAACCCAUACCCGCCGGCCUCCCCAGGGCGAAUCCCAUCAGCGCCAUCCUGCCGCUCUCAGACGCAUACGUCGCGUCGACCGGAUCCGACGGACGGAACGUGGCGGACGCGCGCCUGCACCCGUUCCUGGCGGAGCUGCGGACGCUACCGGGGCGGAUGCUGUUCGUGAUUCCGACGCUGGACAUCCUGCUGCACGAGCAGCUGGUGUUUGUGGAGAGGUUGAAGAAGGAGGCGGAAGAGGAAGGGAGGGAGAGGGUUGUGGAGAGUCUGAUUGUGGAGGGGCAGUGGCACGGAUGGGUUGAGUGUGGGUGA
Messenger RNA from Diplodia corticola, 708 nucleotides. Its product is annotated as lipase esterase family. The coding region runs from base 1 to 708 and encodes 235 amino acids. Gene Ontology annotation, molecular function: hydrolase activity. Lineage: Eukaryota; Fungi; Ascomycota; Dothideomycetes; Botryosphaeriales; Botryosphaeriaceae. The record is from RefSeq and is a predicted model, not a curated record. The transcript has a single exon.